AUGGUGCGCCGCGCUCUCCUCUUCUUCUCGGCAGCAGCACGCACGGUACGCUGUGCGCAGCUGGACCCAGCCACCGCUGACCGAAUCCGAGGUGCCUUUGUCGGCGCCUUGGUGGCGGACGCGCUGUCGCUGGCGACCCACUACGAGUACGAUGCGACCCGCAUUAAGAAGUUCUACGGCGCGAUCGACCGGUACUACGCGCCUGGCGAGAAGACGGGGGGCACGACGCACGGCGUGGGCUGGGGCGCACGCAACUUCCACGACGGCAACGGCAACGGACCGGCGAAACAAGCCGGUGAGCAGACGGACUACGGCGAUUACAACCUGCUGGUCGCCGAACAUCUCGCGGCUACGGCGCCCUCGCGGCCCUUCGACGUGGCCGAGUUCCUGCCGCGCUGGCGCGAGGCGCUGGCGACGUGGCGGAGCUGGAUCUGCACGCAGACGCGGCUCACGUACAACCAGGUGGCGCAGGGGGCGCCCGUGUCAUCGCUCGGCGGCAACUCGAACGCCAUGUCGUUCCGCGGCGCCGCCCUGCUCGGCUACUACAACGACGAGGACGCCGUCGCAAACGCGGCGCGGAAGGCGUCGUUCACGCACCGCGAGGCGACGGCCCUCGACGGAAGCGAGUUCUUCGCGCGCGUGGCCUUCCGCGUGUCGCGCGGGGCGGCGCCGCGGGACGCCAUCCAGGAAGUCGCCGCGGCGUCGUCGCCAUUCGUGCAGAAGAAGGUAGCGCAGGCACUGGCCAAGGUCGACGAGGCGACGGACCCGGCGCAACCGCUUUCGAAAGAAGACUUCGUGGACGACCUCGCCCUCACGUCGAUGGCGCGGCUGUGGGACGUCGGGAAGAGCGAGCCGAUCAAAGUCGGCAAGGCCUCGCCGACGGAAGGCACGCUCCCGGGCGCCGUCUAUUUUAUCGUGAAGUAUGACAAUAAUCUCGUGGCUGCGGCGCGGGCGAAUGCAGAGGUCGGAGGCGACUCCGCGUCGCGCGCCGUCGCGAUCGGCGCCGUCCUCGGCGCGGCGGGGGGCCUGGGCGCCAUACCGCCGGAGCUGGGCGCGGGCAAGCUCGUCGAGUGGGACCGGGCGCUCGCAUUGCUCGACCGCAUGCCGCUGCUGCGCGACGACGACUCGGGCGAGCUCUGA
Pelagomonas calceolata is the source of this 1140-nucleotide messenger RNA. Lineage: Eukaryota; Pelagophyceae; Pelagomonadales; Pelagomonadaceae. The record is from the annotation of a GenBank genome assembly.